AUGAAGAUUGUGUGGAAGAUGUUUCACCACACACCAACCACGAUCCUGCUUCUGCUCUCAGUAACGCUGGUGGGCGCAACUUCGAAUAUGCGGAGGAGGAUGGGCGAGAGCAUUGCAGGGGAGUGUCGUACACCAUAUAGUAAGCAUGAGAACGAAGUCAUGAGGGAGGCGUUCGAGAAGAUCAACCUCGACAAGCGCCAGACGACCGAGAUUGUGUUCGACGUCCAUUUUAACGUCGUAGCUGCGAACAUCACCGAGGCGGGUGGAUGGGUCCCAGACUCUCAGAUCGAGAGGCAAUUCGAGAUGCUGAGAGAAGGUUUUUCGGGACACGGGAUCUUCUUCCAGUUUGGCAGCACGACGCGUAUCCUCUCGUCGAACUGGCACCAUAACCUGAACGUUCCAGAGGACGACAUUCUGGAAAGAAUGCUCAUCAACUACGGGACCCUCUUCCGCAAAGGAGGUGCCACCAGCCUGAACAUCAAUCUCAUUUUGUUCGGCUCAGAUGACGAAACGUACGGCUUUGGCCUUCCACCGUCGCUGUACCGAGCAUACCCUGAGCUCGACGGGAUCUAUGUCCGCUUUACUUCUCUGCCCGGUGGGGCCAGCCGUGCGAGGCAAGGUAGCACCGCCGUCCAUGAGGCGGGGCACUGGCUGGGGUUAUGGCAUACUUUCCAGGACGGUUGCGAAGGUGAGGGUGACGGUGUUGCAGACACACCCGCUGAGGCUGGCCCGGCCUCGGGAUGCCCCAUUGGCCGGGAUAGCUGUCCAACCCUGCCGGGUUUGGACCCAGUCCAAAACUGGAUGGAUUAUUCGGCCGAAGGCUGUCGAGAUUCGUUCACAGCUGGACAGGUAGCACGCAUGCAAGCUGCGUCACGAUACCGGAUCGAUGUGCUGUCGUAA
This is a messenger RNA of Cyclocybe aegerita, 900 nucleotides long. The record is from the annotation of a GenBank genome assembly. NCBI's taxonomy places the organism in Eukaryota, Fungi, Basidiomycota, Agaricomycetes, Agaricales, Hemipholiotaceae.